Molecule: messenger RNA, 985 nt
Organism: Mercurialis annua (annual mercury)
Lineage: Eukaryota; Viridiplantae; Streptophyta; Magnoliopsida; Malpighiales; Euphorbiaceae
Product: NAD(P)H dehydrogenase (quinone) FQR1
Exons: 4
Coding region: 133-744 (203 amino acids)
Molecular function (GO): FMN binding; NAD(P)H dehydrogenase (quinone) activity
Source: RefSeq, a predicted model, not a curated record
CCUUUUCUUUCAUCGUCAACGUUUCAUUUUCUCCCAAACAAAUAAAGAAUCACUCUCCUCCUGCUCCACCCACUCUCAACUCGCAAUCAAAACGCUAAAUCUACAGUGUCGUUUUGCUCAUUCUCUUCUUCAAUGGCUGCCAAACUGUAUAUUGUGUACUAUUCCAUGUAUGGACAUGUGGAGAAACUGGCCGAGGAGAUCAAGAAAGGGGCUGCAUCUGUUGAAGGCGUUGAAGCCAAACUAUGGCAGGUUCCCGAGAUACUCCAUGAGGACGUGCUAGGAAAGAUGAGUGCACCACCAAAGAGUGACGUACCGAUCAUCACUCCUAACGACCUUGCCGAUGCUGAUGGGUUUAUUUUUGGCUUCCCAACAAGAUUUGGAAUGAUGGCUGCUCAAUUCAAAGCUUUUAUGGAUGCAACUGGCGGACUCUGGAGGACUCAGCAACUUGCCGGCAAACCUGCUGGAAUCUUCUAUAGCACUGGAUCUCAAGGUGGUGGACAAGAGACAACACCGUUAACUGCUAUAACUCAGCUUGUUCAUCACGGAAUGAUAUUUGUUCCGAUUGGUUACACAUUUGGAGCUGGCAUGUUCGAGAUGGAGCAAGUGAAAGGUGGAAGUCCUUAUGGUGCAGGAACUUACGCUGGCGAUGGAUCAAGACAGCCCUCGGAGCUGGAAUUGGAGCAAGCUUUCCACCAGGGGAAGUACAUUGCCGGCAUCACAAAGAAGUUGAAGGGAUCUGCAUAACUUCAACUGAUCACAAAAGUAUAGUUCGAUUGUUACAUUAUAUUUUUCUACUCGAUAGAUCAUGCACUUGCAAAAAAUAAUCAUUGCUUUGUUGGUUAUAAGCUGUGUUUGUGUGUUACACAUAAUAGUUUCUUAUCUCAAUAUAUCUGUAUCUCUUGGAUGGAUCAGAACAAGUUUUCUCCAUUUUGCCGUUCAUCGGCAUUGUCAGAUUUGAUAAUAUGAAUUAAGUUUUUUAUUUGUA